GUGUUUAUCAUGCGGUAAUUGAUAAAUCGCCGACGGAAACGAAGUAUGUAUUCUAAUCGCGUGUUGGGUGUUAAAAAUCUGUCGGUAUGUCUUAGAAAAAUGUCGACAACGUGCGAUCUGCUAGAAAUAUUCCAGAAAUCUGUGGAAAGCGUUCAACCAGCCACAUUGCUGGAAAACCAGAUAAGCGUUACCGAGAGUCAUCUCGUCGUGAGAAAUGAGUAUCACGCACUGGGAAAGCGGUGCCACGUUAUAGGAUUCGGUAAAGCGGUGAAAGACAUGGCGUUGAAAAUGGAAUCAAUACUGGGCGAGAAAAUGCAGAGGGCGGUGGUGACGGUGCCAAUAGGAAUUUUCCGGGAGAGAAAGCCAAGUACCAGGAUUGAGUUCAUAGAGGGAGCCAAGAAUAACCUGCCGGAUAAACUUUCCAUGGGCGGCGCGUUGAGGAUAAAAGAGCUGGUUCAGACGUUGGCGGAGGAUGAUAUGCUUAUUGUGUUGGUAUCAGGAGGAGGCUCGGCGCUUCUACCAUUACCUAUUCCACCAAUAACUUUACAGGAAAAGCAUGAUCUUAUUAAACAAUUGGCCAGAAAAGGAGCUACCAUCAACGAGUUGAACUCAGUGCGAAAGCGGAUGUCAGUCCUUAAAGGUGGUGGAUUGGCAGAAUUAGCAUAUCCUUGCAAAGUUGUGACAUUGGUCCUUUCUGAUGUUAUUGGCGAUCCACUGGAUUUCAUAGCUAGUGGACCAAUGGUACCCAACAGCGAUAAACCACAGCUGGCUAUAGAUAUAUUAAAAAAAUAUGAGUUACUUGAUGGGAUAUCCAGUUCAAUCCAAACCGUCUUAUACGGAAAGAAGGACCUGUUGGCAAAUGUACCUAUUAAAGAGGGGCAGUAUGCUCAUGUGGACAACUACAUCAUAGGAAAUAAUCUAAUGGCGGCCACGGCCGCAUCAGCAGCUGCAAUUUCCAAAGGCUACCAAUCUAAGGUAGUGUCUACAUGCAUCCAAGGUGAUGUCAUCUGUAUUGCAAAAAGUUAUGCUAUGCUAACUGCGCUCCUAGCGCGCAGGCUCGCGGGCGACAAGAAUAACACUGACUUGGAGAAAUUUCUGAAAGAUUUUGAAAAUCGGCACAUAAUUUUAGAUGGGCUGAAAGAAGAAAUUAUGAAAUUGAAGGAUAAUUUGUGUUUGAUAUUUGCAGGUGAACCAACAGUAGUAGUAGCAGGUACAGGAAAAGGGGGUAGAAAUCAACAACUAGCACUUAAUUUUGCUGUUGAACUCACCGAACACGACAUUCCAAAAAGUGUAAAAAUAUCUUUUUUGAGUUGUGGCACAGAUGGUAUAGAUGGUCCAACAGAUGCUGCUGGUGCUAUAUCUCCAACUAAUAUAGGCUCUGAUUGGAAAAAGUAUGCCCAGGAAUGUCUGGAUAACAAUGAUGCAUACAGAUUCUUUCAGAAAUGGGAUAGUGGGGCUAAUCUCGUUAAGAUUGGACACACCGGUACAAAUGUUAUGGAUAUACACGUUUUAAUUGUAGAACACUAUCAAUAAAUAUGUAUAACCUCUGCAAGCCCCACCACACUCUACUAUAAUCAGUAACUGCAUGGCAAAAUUACUUGUGUACGUAUGACUGUAAAAAAUAGUGUCUGCUCAACCCCCGUCAUAUUUCUGCGCCUCAUAACAAGCACUUAUGUUCCUUUAAAAAACUCAAUUUCAUCUAAUUGCUCAUUUUACCUAAAGAGAGAUAUUGUUUGAGCAUAAUAGCUACCUUUUACAUUCAGC
Acanthoscelides obtectus is the source of this 1764-nucleotide messenger RNA. NCBI's taxonomy places the organism in Eukaryota, Metazoa, Arthropoda, Insecta, Coleoptera, Chrysomelidae. The record is from the annotation of a GenBank genome assembly.